GCUCCGUCUUUUCACUUCUCCGCCAUGGCUACCCAACAACAGCAAUCCGCCAUUAAAGGCGCGAAAGUGCUUAUGGUUGGAGCUGGUGGGAUUGGUUGCGAGUUACUGAAGACUCUUGCUCUUUCUGGAUUCGAAGACAUUCAUAUUAUUGACAUGGACACUAUUGAAGUCAGUAACCUGAAUAGGCAAUUUCUAUUCCGUCGUUCUCAUGUUGGGCAGUCCAAGGCUAAGGUUGCCAGAGAUGCAGUCUUGAGAUUUAGGCCUCACAUUAAUAUAAGAUCAUACCAUGCAAAUGUGAAGAAUCCCGAGUUUGAUGUUGAUUUUUUCAAGCAAUUUGAUGUUGUUCUGAAUGGGCUGGACAACUUGGACGCAAGGCGUCAUGUGAAUCGCCUUUGUCUUGCAGCUGAUGUUCCUCUUGUAGAAAGUGGGACAACGGGCUUCCUAGGACAGGUAACUGUGCAUAUAAAGGGAAAAACAGAAUGUUAUGAGUGCCAAACCAAACCUGCUCCAAAGACCUAUCCUGUGUGUACAAUAACCAGCACUCCAACUAAGUUUGUGCACUGUAUCGUAUGGGCAAAAGAGCUGCUCUUUGCAAAGUUGUUUGGCGAUAAGAAUCAAGAUAAUGAUCUUAAUGUGCGAUCUAACAACUCUGCAAGCUCAUCCAAAGAAACAGAAGAUGUAUUUGAACGUUCAGAAGAUGAAGAUAUUGAGCAGUAUGGUAGGAAGAUAUAUGAUCAUGUGUUUGGUUCUAACAUUGAAGCGGCUUUGUCCAAUGAAGAGACAUGGAAAAAUCGCAGACGGCCAAGGCCUAUAUACAGUAAGGAUGUCUUGCCUGAAAGUCUGACUCAACAAAAUGGAAGCACUCAGAAUUGUUCUGUUACUGAUGGCGAUUCGAUGGUCUCUGUCAUGCCGUUGCUUGGCCUGAAGAAUCCACAGGAAUUGUGGGGUCUAACGCAGAAUUCUCUAGUGUUCAUAGAAGCAUUGAAGUUGUUCUUCGCCAAGAGAAAGAAGGAAAUAGGACACCUUACUUUUGACAAAGAUGAUCAGUUAGCUGUAGAGUUUGUUACUGCUGCUGCAAAUAUCCGUGCUGAGUCUUUCGGAAUUCCUUUGCACAGCCUUUUUGAAGCGAAAGGUAUUGCUGGAAACAUUGUUCAUGCUGUUGCUACGACCAACGCCAUUAUUGCCGGUUUGAUUGUUAUUGAAGCAAUCAAAGUGCUGAAAAAGGAUGUGGACAAGUUCAGAAUGACAUAUUGCUUAGAACACCCAAGCAAAAAGCUGCUGCUUAUGCCAAUCGAGCCAUAUGAACCUAAUCCUGCUUGCUAUGUCUGUUCUAAGACCCCUUUAGUACUUGAGAUCAAUACUCGGAAAUCGAAACUACGGGAUCUAGUUGAUAAAAUUGUCAAAGCCAAGCUUGGAAUGAACCUACCGUUGAUUAUGCACGGGAAUUCGCUUCUGUAUGAAGUUGGCGAUGAUCUUGAUGAUAUUAUGGUUGCAAACUACAACGCUAAUCUCGAGAAGUAUUUAUCAGAACUUCCUUCUCCCAUUCUCAACGGAAGCAUUCUCACAGUCGAAGAUCUUCAACAAGAGCUAUCUUGCAAGAUAAAUGUCAAGCACAGGGAAGAAUUUGACGAGGAAAAAGAACCUGAAGGAAUGGUACUCUCUGGAUGGACACAGUCUCCAGCUACCAAUGGCGAGAGCGCAUCAACAUCAAACAAUGAGAACCCCAUUGAUGUCACAGAUAGUUCCUCAGGAUCCGAGACUGCUUCUAAGAAGAGAAAACUCUCCGAGACCGAGCCCAGUAAUCAUAACAAAGAAACAGAGAACGUCGAGAGUGAAGAUGAUGAUAUCAUGGAGGUUGAAAAUCCCAUGAUAGUGAGCAAAAAGAAGAUAAGAGUUGAAUAGGCCUUUUUUGAAAGAUCUGAUCCCUAAAUCCUUGCUUUUUUAGCUUCUUUUUUAUUUCGAUCUAACUUUCUACUUUCUGAAUUUAUGCUACAAGAAUUACAAGUAUGAUUUAGGGAUUCUUUGAUGAAGAAGAAACUACUCAGAUUGUUAAAUAUUUACUAGGACAGGAUCCUUUGGAUGAAGAGCUCAGGAACUCAUUCUAAGGGAAGCAAUCUUUGCUUUCCAGAGAUUCUGUAAUGUUUUCACUAACUGUAAGAGCUCCCUUGUAUCUUUAUUUCUAGUUAUCAAAUUUUCUGUUUUUUUUUUUGUUUUUAAGAAUUCUCUGACUACUUUUUCGAUUCAAUAGACUAAAGAAUCUGUC
Arabidopsis arenosa is the source of this 2263-nucleotide messenger RNA. Lineage: Eukaryota; Viridiplantae; Streptophyta; Magnoliopsida; Brassicales; Brassicaceae. The record is from the annotation of a GenBank genome assembly.